AUUUAUUUAAACUAAUGUAGAUAGUUUGCUUAGUGCUAAAUUGUUUAACUAAAAUGUUAAUUUUUUUUUGCACUUUGUAUGUGUAGGUUAAGUAAGCAUUAAUCAUGGCAAGGGAGCAAUGGCCACUAGAUCCAUGCCCAUCUGGAUUUAUAGGCACCCGUCCUAGAGGUGCUAGAGAUGGGGCAUGGAGGUAUGCCUAUGAGGGACCCGAUCCUGGGUCAAUUAUAUGCAUACAGUGUGAGAGAAUACUUCAUGGAGGCAUCAACCGCCUCAAAUACCACCUUGCAGGAAUAGAUAGGCAUGAUGCUAGAGCAUGCCCUGGGACCAAUGAAGAAAUAAAAAGACAAAUGAAUGCCCUUCUUGCAGCUGGGGAAGAGAAGAAACUGCAAAGGGAGAGGGCAAAACUAGCCAUGAGAUCAGCCAUAGCUGAAUCUCAAGGUGUUUCUAUUGACCUUGAAGAGGAAGAAGAAGCACUUGAGGGCAUAGUGGGCUCUCGGCGUGGCCCACGUAUCCGCAAACCGACCAUCAGCUCACCCAUUGCUUCUGCUUCCUCUAGUAGAGUACCUGGCCGGGGCCCUGUUCCACUUCCAUCACAACGAUCAGGUUCGAUAGGUGAUUAUUUUGUGCCCAGAAACACACCUGGAGGACAACCAUCAUUAGAGGCUAGUGGAUGGAAUAAGGAGGUACAUGAGAAAACUGACAUUGCAGUUGCUGAUUUUUGGUACUUCAACAACAUUGCAUUCAAUGUGGCGGAGAAUGCUUAUUGGUUGAAUUUGGUGACUGCUAUGACAGUUUCAGGAAAGGGGUACAAGGCCCCUUCUCGCAGGGAUUUGAGUGGGAGGUUGCUCACAAAUGCAGUUGCUAGGGCAAGAGAAGUGAUGGAGGAUCAAAAAAUUGAUUGGGCAAAUUAUGGCUGCACCAUUCUUUCUGAUGGGUGGACAGAUGGCAAGAACCGCACCAUCAUCAAUUUUUUGGUCGCUUGCAAGGACAAUGUAGUGUUCUUGAAAUCUAUCGAUGCCUCCAACAAGGUGAAAAAUGCAGAAACAUUGGCUGGAAUGUUGGAGCGUGUCAUCAUGGAGGUGGGGGUAGAGAAUGUGGUGCAAAUCAUCACAGAUAAUGCAGCAGCAUAUGUGUCAGCAGGAAGAAUCCUCCAAGAGAGGCACCCCACUCUUUUUUGGACACCUUGUGCAGCACAUGUCCUUGACCUUCUUUUGGAGGACAUAGGAAAACUUGAGUGGGUGACUCCAGUUGUGGAAGAUGCAAGGAGGAUCACUAAAUAUAUCUACAAUCACCCUUGGGUCCUAAAUUUGAUGAGACAACACACGCAAGGGAAAGAUUUGGUGAGAGCUGGUGUCACAAGGUUUGCAACGAUUUUCUUGACGUUGCAAAGCAUUCUUGCUGCAUUGACUUCUUUGAAACAAAUGUUUGUGAGUGGAGAAUGGCUUAACUCACCUUAUUCAAAGAAGCCUGAAGGAGAGGCUGUCGCAUGCAUAGUCUUCGACAACCAAUUUGCACAAAGGGCUGCAGAGAUUGUGAAGGUGUCAGAGCCCUUGGUUCGAGUUCUUCGCUUGGUGGAUGGGGAUAAAACCCCAAUGGGAUAUCUUUAUGAGGCCAUGGAUAGGGCCAAAGAGUCUAUCAAAAAUUACUACAAGGGGGAUAGGCUCAAAUUUGAUCCCAUUUGGGAAAUUGUUGAUAGGAGGUGGAACAAUCAGCUCCACCAACCCAUUCAUGCAGCAGGGUACUUCCUCAACCCUCGUUUUAGGUUCGGGGGUUCUUACUCAGAUUCGAAUGGAGAAGUCAUGGAGGGCCUCAGUACAUGCAUUGAGAGGAUGGUACCUGAUGUUGAGGAGAGAGACCUCAUUGUGAGUGAGCUCCAAAAUUAUGAGGGAGGAAGGGGUAAGCUAUUCUCUUCAGAGCUGGCUAGGAGAGGAAGAACCACUCAAACCCCAGAUGCUUGGUGGCAAAAUUGGGGUGGAAACACCCCACAUCUCAAAAAAUUUGCCCUCAGAGUCUUAUGUCAGCCUUGCAGUUCAUCCAAUUGUGAGCGCAAUUGGAGCUUGUUUGAAGCAAUCCACACGAAGAAGAGGAGCAAGUUAGCGCAGAAACGGCUCAAUGACCUUGUCUACGUGCAAUAUAAUCUUCGAUUGCGCGUAAAGAAGGUAGAGGAACUAGAAGGUGGUCCAAUUGACUUGGAUGAUAUAGAUCCUUACAGUGAUUGGACAUCACAGGAGCAGCCUCCAUUGUUUUCCGACACUGACAUCACUGAUUUGGAGAGGCAGGCUAUGGAGGAGGGGGGUGGAUUUGGUUUCAGGCUGGAUGACAUUGAGGAGGAUGAGGAUGAGGAUGAGGAUGAGGAUGAGGAUUCAUUGCCAGUGCCAGAGGCAGGUGGAGACAUAGCUUCAUCCAGGAUGGAGAAUGAGUCUCAAUCAACCAUACCGAGCGAGGAGGCACAGUCACGCCCAGUCCCACAGCAGACUUAUACGACUAGACAGUCUAGACCCUCUAGUUCUACCUCUCCCCAUGUUUUUUCUAGAGCUGGGAAGAGGAAGUUGUAAUUGUAAUUUGUGAUGAUGUAUUUACUUUUGGUUUUACAAAAACUAUUUAGUAAUUUACUAUUUUGCUUCAGGCUUCCAGCCAUCAGCAUUCCUCAUGAGGAUGCGAUUUUGUAGACACUUUGCAUUUAAAUAUAUCUAGAAUCAGCUUGUUUCUUUUGUGUUAUCAUUUAUUGACUCUUUGGAUGCAUCUUCUCAUUAAAAAUUGCAAAAAAAAUGCAUUUUUUACUAAGUUUAAGCGUGUUUUUAAGUUGCCGAGUUUUUCGCCGAGUUUUUCCGAGUUUUUCCCGAGUUUUCGCCGAGUUUUUUUCCCAGGGGCUUGGCGAGUCGAGCCGAGUCGCGAGUAGUUCAACUA
Cryptomeria japonica (Japanese cedar) is the source of this 2907-nucleotide messenger RNA. RefSeq lists its product as uncharacterized. The transcript is spliced from 5 exons. Lineage: Eukaryota; Viridiplantae; Streptophyta; Pinopsida; Cupressales; Cupressaceae. Bases 105 to 2555 code for a protein of 816 amino acids. The record is from RefSeq and is a predicted model, not a curated record. Gene Ontology annotation, molecular function: DNA binding; protein dimerization activity.